Macrosiphum euphorbiae (potato aphid) is the source of this 1269-nucleotide messenger RNA. Lineage: Eukaryota; Metazoa; Arthropoda; Insecta; Hemiptera; Aphididae. The record is from the annotation of a GenBank genome assembly.
AUGUAUACAGAUCGUGAAUACACCAACAACAGCAACAACAGAAUACCUACGGCCUCGUCGCCAGCCAACACCAACAGCAGCUCGAGCUCUAACACCAACGGCGGUGCAUCGUUGCAAUCGUCCAACCAGCCGACCACCAGUUCGCCGUCGUCGGAAUGUCAAUCGGCCCCGCCGGCACAGCAGUUGUCCAAGACCAACCUUUACAUACGCGGAUUGAACCAAAACACAAUGGACAAGGAUUUGAUCACCAUGUGUUCGCAAUACGGCAACAUUGUUUCAACUAAAGCGAUAUUGGACAAGAACACCAACAAGUGUUACGGAUUUGUCGACUUCGAGUCGGGCUCGUGCGCUGACGCCGCGGUCAAAGGUCUGCAAGCAAAAGGUGUCCAAGCCCAAAUGGCUAAAGUGGGUAUUCCAGUUCAACGUAGAGCGGCCACUCAGCAAGAACAAGAUCCGACCAACUUGUACAUAGCCAACUUGCCACCGAAUUUCAAAGAGAACGAUUUGGAUACACUAUUAUCGAAGUUUGGUCAGGUAGUAUCGACUAGGAUUUUACGUGACACAAAUAUGGUCAGCAAAGGAGUCGGAUUUGCUAGAAUGGACUCUAAAGAAAAGUGUGAACAAAUCAUUCAAAUGUUCAAUGGCAAUCCCUUGCCAGGAUCUAAAGAACCGUUGCUUGUCAAGUUCGCUGACAGUGGUCAAAAGAAGAGAAAUCCUAGCUAUAGAUCAGACUCUCGUUUGUGGAGAGAAUCGGAGAACGGCGGAUGUGUGCGGUUUCCGGUACAGCACUAUAUGUUGCAGGGCUCACACGUCGGGUACGAAGCGGCCCACAACGGCCUGGCCGGGGCGGCUGGCUCGCACGUCAUACCGGCCACCGCGCUUGCGCAGUACGUCGGCCGGCACUACACCACGCAGGCGUUGCCUGCCCACGGAUACUCGAUCCCGGCGUCCACGUGGCUGCCGCAAUACGUGAUGCAGCCCGCGCCGCCACACCAUCUGGCCCAGAUAGACACUCCUGUAUGUUGUCAGAUGAUUCAGCAAGCUGAUCCUGGAUCCGUUCAAUACGGUUCAGUUAUACCGCAACUCGCCACACAUAUGUCUGCUUUACAGAUCGGAAAUGGAUCAUACGUGGCCGGCCCACACCCAGGUUAUCCGUACUACACCAGCACUGCACCAAACAUAAUUCACACGGUUCCAAUUCCAUCUGAAGAACAUCCAUCGACAGCGGCGUCACCCGAUGACUCCUAUCAACAUUACUCGCACAAAUAA